AUGGCCAGAAAAAUGUUUCAUCGGCGUCAUUGGCUGGCUGUUGACUUGCCGACAAGCGUAAGCUCCCGCUUUCUCAUCUCAACUGUCAAACCUACGAGACUGAAACCGUUGAUUGCAGAUACUGGGAAGAACGCAUUUGCCAUCCAGUUGGGGCAUAACUAUAAUGCCCAGCAGAGACAAAAGGAAAGCGAAACGAUCCAUGAAUAUUUUCUUCCGAAACUGGAUCGCUUGUUAGCCCGAAUCGCCCCGCCGACUACGGAAAGCAUCAUCUCCUGGUCAAAUUGGGGCCUCUACAGUUUAUUUGACCUUGAGCUGUUUGAGGUCCAGGAAACAGACAAGACCCGAAUGCAUCAGCCAGAUAUUGGAGCAAUGGCUUACCAUGAGCGGGUAGUAAGAAACGGCUACUGGCUGCACAUUGCGGAGCCCGACUUGGAGCAUCCUCGUAAGUUGCUGUUAACGUCGCAGGACAACAACGAUCCAAUACGAUAUGCUGACCUGAUAGUUGAUGGAUAUGAUCGGAAGAGGCACGAACUGUAUGGUUUGGGAUCUACAAAACUCCGUCUCAACUCUCGGUCAAAUGGCCAGGUUACAGACCCGGACCGCGAUUAA
Clonostachys rhizophaga is the source of this 609-nucleotide messenger RNA. The record is from the annotation of a GenBank genome assembly. NCBI's taxonomy places the organism in Eukaryota, Fungi, Ascomycota, Sordariomycetes, Hypocreales, Bionectriaceae.